AUGACAGUUGACAGUUUUUUGAGAAUUAUUCUAUGAUUUCUUUUCUUUUUUUUUACAGAAUUAUAAAAGACGGGAAUUUUUGUUUAUUGUGAGUGACUUCGGGUGUAAGAAAAAGAUGUACCCAUCAAGAAAUUGAUUAAUUAAGUGAAGUGACUUAACAUAACCCCAAAUUUGCUCUUUCAAUAUUAUUUAAUCUAUUCUUAAAACUAAAUUAUAAUGGCUAAUUCGUGUUCGGAGUUACAAAAAGUCUUAGUUGAUGUGUUGAGUGACCUGAAAUACAUGUCAACGCAAGUUAUAAAAAAAUCGGAUAAAUUAUUGAAUGAAGUUGGGACUCUUAAUCCUAGUUCUGUAGAUCCUAUAACGCAAAAUAUUAAAACUCUCAUCGAGCGGAUAAAUAUAAAUGUAGCCGAAUUUGGCAACACAUUCAAUUCUGCAUUUGAAAAGUACAAGAAAGACGACGAAACGGAGAAUUCUAAAACUGCCUCUAGUCACAACGCACAAGAGAAUCAUUCUGAAAUAAAAGUCCAAAUCCAAGAGACUGACAUAAAUUUAGUAAAUUGUGAUGUUGAAUCAGCUGCACCACAAUUGCCAGGAACUUCAAGAACUGUUAGCAUCCCGACUGAAGAUAUUAAAGACGAUAAAAGUGAUGAUGGAAGUGACACAGAUUGUGAGGAGCCGACACUGCGAAAUUUUGACAUUCCUAUAGCUGAUGGCUCAGUAGAUGAUGUAGCUGGAGAAUUAAAAAAGGCUUUAGACGAAUUGAGUUGCCGAGAUGAAACAAAACAUGAAAUUAGACAUGAUUUUGAAACUGCAAGUUUUGAUUUUGAUGAUACUGAUGAUCAAGUUACAGCUGCGAUCGAAAAAGCCGAAAACAACGAAGGUGAGGCACAAAAAGACAAUCAUGAACUCUUAGAUUUACUGACUAAAGCAGUCCCCGACUCCUUCGAUCCAGAUUUGAUAGCUAUUGGAGAUCAAGCCUUACAAAUUUUAGAAGAGGAGAUAACAUUAUCAAGUUGUCAAGAUUCAUUGUCGGAUGAGUCUUUAUCUGAUGAUGAGAAUUCCGACAAUGAAGCAAAACCUACAAAUUCGGAAAAAAAAGAUGAAAAUAAAGUCGAGGUUUCUUGCGUAACUGAAACUGUUCCCGUAGAAGACUGUCAAAAUUUUUCUUUAAAGUUACGACGUAUUGAUAGCAGUGAUGCAGAAAUAGAUAAAUUAUGUAAUACGGAAACAUUAAAGCAGAAAUGUAAAAAAAUAGUGGCACGAUGUAGAAGAAAGAGGUUCACGCGAAUAAAAGUUUUGGACAGUUCUUCAUCGUCGUCAUCGUCCGAAGAUGAAGAUUCUUCAGAUAAUUCUAAAACGCCUGAUCUCAUUAUGAACGAAGAACGUCCCUCUUCACCCCUCUUGGAUUCUGACGAUGCACUUGCGGCUUUAGCUGAUGGAUUAAUGGAUAAAUUGGAAAAAGAAAAUCAAUCAAGCUCAGAUUCGGACACUACGGAUGCUGAAGAUGGGGAACCGGAAAAGAAGAAAAGAAAAAUAGCAACAGAAAAUGAAGAAAGUGUGAGUGAAAGUAAAAGUGAUUCUGUUACAAAAGAAGAUGCAAACGAAGGGAAGAGCUGGAACGAUCCUUUGCUCUGUAGCUCAGGUUCAGACAGCGAAACUUAUACAAAUGAGAAAGACAAACAGGCGGUUCGGAAACAGAAGAGCUGGAGAAAUGAUCCUCUGCUUUGCAGUUCGAGUUCAGACAGUGAUUCGGAUACAGAGUCAAUAAUAUUCCAAGUGAGAGAUAAUACUGAUGUAAAUGAAAAUGAUGUGGAAGUUAAGGAUAAUAGUGACAAGAGAAAUGUUUCGGAAAUUGAAAAUGUUGAUUCAAACCACGAGAAGAUUAAUGAAAAUCAAAAUGAAAAUGAUAAGAGCAAUUGUGAGACACCAAAUAACAAUUACGAAACUAUGGUUAUAACCGAUUCGUCUGAUUCAAGUUCUGACAAUGACGAUGUUCUUAUUGUUGAGGAUGGAUCUAAAGAAGAGAUUGGUGGAACGAAAGGGCGCAGAAAUAUCAGGGCUAUUUUGAGUGACGAUGAACUUAACGAGUUGACUCAACGAGCCAAAAAUGAAGAAAAUGAGAGAAUUAUGCGACUGAAAGAACAUUCUAAAACGAUCGAGCCGAUCCAAUCCCAACACGAUGACUUCGUAUUAGACUUUGAUGUAAAGAGUGGCGAACCUCUAAUCGUUGUAGACCCAAAACUCGCAAAAAUGUUGAAACCUCAUCAAAGAAGCGGAGUUCAAUUCAUGUGGGAAGCAUGUUACGAAUCUGUUAAUAUUUUAAAAACCAUGCCAGGCAGCGGUUGCAUUCUAGCUCACUGCAUGGGCUUAGGAAAGACCCUUCAAGUCAUUACUUUAAUCCACACCCUCUUUACGCAUCCUGUCACGAAAACAAAACAUGUUCUAGUGGUAUGUCCACUGUCUACUGUGAUCAAUUGGAAGAACGAAUUUAAGAAAGCUUUCAAACAAUUGGAUAAUCCACCGAACAUUUAUCCCUAUUGGAUUAUUAAAGGUGAUAUUAGUGAAAAAAUAAGUGUUAUACGUACGUGGCGCCAAACAGGCGGAGUUUUAAUUCUCGGUUACGACGCUUAUCAAAUCAUAACCAACGAGAAAGCAGCAUCUAGAAUGACGCCUUUAGAAAGGCAACGGGCAAUGGAAGCUCUUGUUGAUCCAGGGCCAGAUUUAAUCAUUUGUGACGAGGGCCACCAAUUAAAAAACGGUAAAACUCUAAAGACCCAAGCUUUGAUGAAAGUAAAAACGAAACGAAGGAUUGUACUCACAGGGACACCAUUACAAAAUAAUCUCAAAGAAUAUUAUUUUAUGGUUCAGUUUGUGAAACCUCAUCUCUUGGGAACUUAUCAAGAGUACAUCAAUAGGUUCGCUAGUCCGAUUGAAAAUGGACAGUUUCACGACUCGACCCCUGGAGAUAUUAAAUUAAUGAAAAAAAGAACACACGUUCUUACUAAAAUGCUCAAAAAGACAAUUCACAGAGUGGAAGCCAGCGUUCUAACAACCUACCUGCCAGAACUCACGGACUAUACGAUAUUCGUAAAAUUAACUCCAUUGCAAAUCGCUCUCUAUACCAAGUACAUAGAUAUGGUGACUAGUAGGGUCUCUAAUCUGAGUGCAGGAUUUUUCCACGACGUUAGAAUGACAAAUUUCUGCAAUCUGCAUCCCUACGCUCUCCACUUACACUACAGCAAACCACCCAUUAAAAGCAAGGGGAAAAUUAUAGGACCGAUUGAAAAUCAUGACUGGUACAAAAAUUUAUUACCUGGAGAUAUUUCAACGAAUAUCAAUUACAGUACCAAAGUCAAACUUAUUUUAGACAUAAUAAAUGAAUGUGUGCGAAGCAAUGAUAAACUUUUGGUGUUUGGACAAUACUUGGUCGAACUUGACCUUCUCGAACAUUUCCUGAAACAACAAAAAAUAAGCAACUGCAGGAACUGGGCAUUAAAUGUAGACUACUUUAGGAUGGAUGGAGACACAUCUGUCGAGAAUCGUGACAUGCUGUGUAAAAAAUUCAAUUCGGAUUCUUCCGCUAAAGUGUUUCUGCUCACCCAUAAAGUGGGUGGUCUGGGCUUAAAUUUGACAGGUGCUAAUCGAGUGAUUCUAAUUGGGUCGAAUCAUAAUCCUUCUCACGAUAGUCAGAGUUUAUACAGGGUGUAUCGAUUUGGUCAAGAAAAGAAAUGUUACGUUUACCGACUUGUUUCACUUGGAACCAUGGAAGAGAAAAUUUAUCACAGAUGCGUAUUGAAAUUGUCUUUGUCUGGUACUGUUGUCGACAAGUUACAUUUCGAUCGUCAUUACAAAGCAAACGAUUUGCAAGAAAUGUACAUACAUGAUUUUUCUAAACACUGCGAUAGACCCAUACCAGCGGUACCAACUGAUAUGUUGAUGGCAAUGCUGUUAAAAAAUAGUUCCGAUAUCUACAGUUACCACUUGCAUAAUGCUUUAUUAGAAAACCGACCUGAGGAAGAACUGACUGAUGAAGAUAAAAAGUUGGCUUGGGACGAAUUUAACAAUUUAGCAGAAGCGGCAAAACAUGUAACAAAUGCACGUACUAAUAUACCCUUACUAAAAAAUCCUAUAACGGACGUUGAAAUUUUCCCUGUAAAUUUAACUUACCCAUAUAACCGUUUUGGACAGUAUUGUGGACCCACCAACAAAAGAACAAAUGCACCCAAUAUGCCAAAUCUAGUACUUAAUCCUAUGAGUACCAUCACAAAGGGUUUUGCACCAAAAAUUCAAGGAACCUCUGCUUCAAAUAAUCCAUUUGUAAAUUUGCUUCUUGGUCACAUUGGACUUGAAAGUGAUGAUUUAAAAAAGAUUAUGAAAGACCGAUAUAAAUUAGCGCUAACACAGUCUAAACCACCCACUAACGGUGAGUUUAAUUACACAUUGAAUAAAAUUGUUUGAUUUUAUUGUACAUUGUCUUAAUUCUUAAUUAAUUUGAAAUGAUUUUUGAUAAUAAAGAUGUAUUAUUUGUU
Molecule: messenger RNA, 4529 nt
Organism: Tribolium madens (black flour beetle)
Lineage: Eukaryota; Metazoa; Arthropoda; Insecta; Coleoptera; Tenebrionidae
Product: transcriptional regulator ATRX homolog
Exons: 16
Coding region: 217-4458 (1413 amino acids)
Cellular component (GO): nucleus
Molecular function (GO): ATP binding; ATP-dependent chromatin remodeler activity; ATP hydrolysis activity
Source: RefSeq, a predicted model, not a curated record